GGGCUACCCAAGGCCUGUCAGUGUCAUACUGACAGUACACAAUUUGUGUUUUUGAACAUAUUCAAAUGUCGGUUGCGAUUGUCUCUUACGUUAAUCCACUUUGCAGGUAGCCAUGGGGGACAUAUUCUUUCGCCAGGAUGCAGAGAAACUCUUUUACAACAAGUUUGUGGUCAUUAUUGGGGACUCAAUACAGCGAGCUGUGUACAAGGAUAUGGUGCUGCUGCUCCAGAAGAACCGAUACCUGUCUGAUAGCAACCUCCGCAACAAGGGUGAGAUGACCUUUGAGAGGGAUGAGCUGAUCGAGGAAGGGAAGAAGGGCAAGAUGAGUAAUGGCAUCAACUACCGUGAGGUGCGACAGUACCUGUCGGACUACCACCUCGUCCGAUUCUACUUUGUAUGCCGCUGCUACAACGCUUACAUGGAGAGCAUUCUGGCUGACCUGAGUGAUGAACCAAGGCCUGAUAUUGUGAUCCUCAACUCCUGUCUGUGGGAUAUCAGCAGGUAUGGUGUGAAAGCUAUCGAUGAGUACAAAGAGAACCUGAAGACAUUGUUCAGGCGGUUCAAGGAGGUGCUGCCUGCUGACUCUCUGGUCAUCUGGAACACUACACUUCCCAUUUCAAAGAAUGCUCGGGGUGGUUUCAUAAUCCCUGAGAUUGAAUUCAUGAACUCCACUCUGCGUUUGGACAUCCUGGAAGCCAACUAUUAUGCAGCCAAGGUUGUGGUUGAAAAUGACUUUGAUGUUCUUGACCUGCAUUACUUCCUGCGGUAUCAGCUUCACCGCCGUGCCGAUGACGGCAUACACUGGGACAUGACAGCUCAUCGGCGCAUUACCAACCUGCUGCUGACUCACAUCUCGGAUGCCUGGGGCUUCCAUCUCCCUGGCAAUGUCCAGAAAAACCAGGAAAAGAACCCGGAGAUAUUUCGUUUUGGAUGUAACACCAUUCCUUCCCGAGCAUUGCCUCAGGUUUUGAACAGACAGGAACAGCCUGUUCGGCCCCAACGUCGCCCACUAAACCUUGAUGUGAACCGAAUGUUGAAGGACAUCAACCCCAUGAACAUAAACCGUGGCACUCUAAACAGACAGACAAUGGACACCAACAGGAAGCUGAGAAAUGAUUGUGGGUAUGGCCAAAUCAUGGAUAACAGCAGCUUUGUGACAGACCUUGGAUCCAGGGACAACUUCCAGUGGCAUCCCUACAGCAACAACAACUUUGAACAGAUGGCUCGGCAUGUGGACUUCAACCGUUGUCGGUACCAGCCUUACAAUGGUGGACAGAGACGCAGGAUCAGGCGGCAAUAAUUGCUGACAUUAUCACAAAACAGAAACACCAGAUGUUGCCAAUAGACAUUAUCAAACACCAGCAGAUAUUAUCUUGAAACAUGACCAGACAUUGUGAUAACAAGAUAUGCCAAUCAGUCUGGCUGUUGAAUCUGGGAAACAUCUGACUGACUUUCCAGUGCCUUGGUUGUGUCUUGUACUCGUGAAUUCUCUGUAGAUGGGUUGUCUGCAGAUGGUUGUCUGCAGAUGGGUUGACUGCUGAUGGGUUGUCUGCAGAUGGGUUAACUGCAGAUGGGUUGUCUGCAGAUGGGUUGUCUGCAGAUGGGUUGACUGCAGAUGGGUUGUCUGCAGAUGGGUUGUCUGCAGAUGGGUUGUCUGCAGAUGCGUUGACUGCAGAUGGGUAGACUGCAGAUGCGUUGACUGCAGAUGGGUUAUCUGCAGUUGGUUGUCUGUAGAUGGGUUGUCUGCAGAUGGUCUGUAGAUGUGUUGACUGCAGAUGGGUUGUCUGUAGAUGGGUUGUCUGCAGAUGGGUUGUCUGCAGAUGUGUUGACUGCAGAUGGGUUGUCUGUAGAUGGGUAGAUGGGUUGUCUGCAGAUGGGUUGUCUGCAGAUGGGUUGUCGAUGUUGUCUCAGGGUUUGCACACACUAUAGUGCUAAAGAAGAGUCAAAGUUUUUAAGAAAAGGUAACAGCAGAUCGAAAUCGAUAUCGAAAAAUGUUAGACUUACCAAAUGUUUCUUGGAUGGUUAGAGUGGGUAGGCCAUAUUUUGUUUGUGUGUAUACAUUGUAUUUGUUGAUCAGGUUAACAAGACAAACAUUGGAUAUAUCUGGGGGUGUUAUGAAGAAAUAUUCGUUAUCUCAGAGAAAGGCUUUAAGUGGUAGUGUUGUGUUGGAACUGAAACUACAGGUUUACUUUGGAUUUGAACAGUUAUUUAAACAAAUUAACUGAUAGCUUUUUGUUCUAUGUUUUGUUCCAUAUUACUAAAUUCAAUAAUAAUAGAGUGUUUAAGUCAGUAAACAUGUCAGUUGCUGCCUGAAGAAAUAGGUAGACGAAAAGUAUUAAUUUAUUUCAUAUCUUACAUCAAUAUUUAAUAUCAUUUUUAAAUGGUGCAUGGAGUGCCUUUUAAUUAUUAUUGUGUUACACAAUGCAAUUUCAGUGCUUGUUCCUGUCAUGUGUUAGAAAUCUUUUAGUUGCUUUUGGCCUGUUUACUUCAUUUUGCAGGACUGAGGCUGUUGUGGAUCAAGGGAGAGAACUCCUAUACUGUUUACCUUGCUCAGGCCUAUUCUUUUCAACAAUUGUUUGAUAAAUAUAUAAUCAGUAUAUUAGCCUCCACACUACUGCAUGUUGGUUCCUCAUUUGUCAAACAUUUUAGAAACAACAUUUCAUUAGUUAUCAUGAUAAACCAUCUCCGAUGCUUUAGAAUACUGCUGUUGAACUUGUCCAGUCUUUCUGAAAUAUUAUAAAGUAAAUAAAUUGUUCCAAUUUGC
Haliotis rubra (blacklip abalone) is the source of this 2764-nucleotide messenger RNA. RefSeq names its product PC-esterase domain-containing protein 1A-like. The transcript is spliced from 5 exons. The record is from RefSeq and is a predicted model, not a curated record. NCBI's taxonomy places the organism in Eukaryota, Metazoa, Mollusca, Gastropoda, Lepetellida, Haliotidae. The coding region runs from base 113 to 1300 and encodes 395 amino acids.